Molecule: messenger RNA, 3865 nt
Organism: Hypanus sabinus (Atlantic stingray)
Lineage: Eukaryota; Metazoa; Chordata; Chondrichthyes; Myliobatiformes; Dasyatidae
Product: choline transporter-like protein 2
Exons: 22
Coding region: 118-2223 (701 amino acids)
Biological process (GO): choline transport; transmembrane transport
Cellular component (GO): membrane
Molecular function (GO): choline transmembrane transporter activity
Source: RefSeq, a predicted model, not a curated record
CCGCCGCCGGUCUGUUUUGGCAGCUGGCGCCUGGCCCCGUCGACACAGGGGCGAACGAGAGGCGGCACGUGGCGCGGCUCUGAGGCGACUUCGAGCGGCCGAGGGGAAGCAGGCGCCAUGGGUACCGGCGAGGAGCCGCAGCACGGUGAACCAAAGAAAUUUGAUCCAACAUUCAAAGGACCAAUUGAAAACAGGAGCUGCACCGAUGUUAUCUGUUGCUUGAUAUUCAUUGCGGCUAUCAUCGGGUACGUCAUUGUGGGCAUCGUAGCCUGGACACAUGGAGACCCUCGGAAGGUGAUCUAUCCAACAGACAGUCGGGGGGAGUUCUGUGGUCAAAUUGGAAGUAGGAAUGAACAUAAACCAUUUUUGUUUUAUUUCAACAUUCUCAAGUGUGCCAGCCCUCUGUCGCUGUUGAAAUUACAAUGCCCAACAACACAGACUUGUGUUAAACAAUGCCCAAAAAGUUUUGAAAGCUACCUCGGUAUUUUCCGUUCCCCAAAGAAGUGGAAUAAUUACAUCCAGUACUGUAAACCAGGCUUUAAUGAUUCCAGCAAAUCAGCUGCAGAAGUGUUACGAGAUCAGGAUUGUCCUACCUUCCUAACUCCCAGCAAGCCUUUUAUCGGGAGAUGCUUCCCUGCCCUAGAAACCAGUAAAGGUGUGAUUAUGAUCAACAACCAGACUAAUUAUAAUUUCGCCGAUGGAGGAACUGUGAAUGUCACGCAGCUACUGGAAGGAGCUAAGGGAGCAAAUCGUAUUCUUGAAGCCAGAGAAGUGGCGAUGAAGAUAUUUGAAGAUUACACGAAAUCUUGGUACUGGAUUUUGAUUGGUCUGAUCAUCGCACUGGUAAUUAGUCUAAUCUACGUUGUGUUGCUACGCUUCCUUGCCACAGUAAUGGUGUGGCUAUCCAUUCUGCUGGUCAUUGCUGCCCUCGGCUAUGGGAUUUAUCAUUGUUACAUGGAAUAUGCAAGUUUGAAAGGGGUUCAAGGUUCUGAUAUCACCAUCAAAGACCUGGGUUUUCAGACUGACCUACGUGUGUACCUACACCUACGGCAGACGUGGCUGGCAUUCAUGAUCAUUCUGGUUAUAGUUGAAAUUAUCAUCAUUCUCAUCUUAAUAUUCUUACGGAAAAGAAUUGCUAUUGCAAUUGCCUUGAUCAAGGAAGCAAGCAGGGCCAUUGGAUACAUAAUGUCCUCUCUUCUCUUUCCACUCAUCACUUUUGUCCUACUGUUAUUCUGCAUAGCUUAUUGGGCCAUAACAGCUGUCUAUUUAUCGACUUCCAGCGAAGCAAUCUAUAAAGUAAUUGGCAAUGAGACAACUUGCAACUACACGUCGCUGAAUUGUAACCCUAAAAGUUUCAGUGAUUCUUCUAUCAAAAAGCAGUGCCCAGAAGCACAGUGCUCAUUUGCAUUUUAUGGAGGCGAGACCUAUUAUCAUCGAUACCUCACCUUGUUCCAGUUCUACAAUCUCUUCCUCUUUUUCUGGCUGGUUAAUUUUGUCAUUGCCCUAGGAGAAGUUACAUUAGCGGGCGCAUUUGCCUCCUACUAUUGGGCCUUUAAUAAAUCAGCUGACAUGCCAAAAUUUCCUGUGUUGGCGUCAAUCGGACGAGCUCUCAGAUAUCAUGUUGGCUCCUUGGCAUUUGGAUCUCUGCUCUUGGCCAUUGUCCAAAUUAUCAGAGUUUUAUUGGAAUAUAUUGAUCAGAAAUUAAAAGGUUCAGAAAACAAAGUUACGAAAUUUCUGUUGGCCUGCUUAAAAUGUUGCUUCUGGUGUCUGGAGAAAUUCCUGAAGUUUUUGAACAGGAAUGCGUAUAUAAUGAUUUCAAUUUAUGGGAGUAACUUCUGCACCUCAGCAAAGAAUGCAUUCUUCCUACUCAUGAGAAAUAUCAUCCGGGUGGUUGUUCUGGACAAAGUCACAGAUUUCCUUCUGUUUCUUGGCAAGCUGCUCAUAGUCGGAGGAGUAGGCAUCCUUGGAUUUUUCUUCUUCACUAAUCGGAUAACGAUAUUGGAGGACAAGACGCCAGCUCUGAAUUAUUACUGGCUUCCACUGCUGACUCUGAUUAUUGGCUCAUACCUUGUUGCACAUGGGUUCUUCAGUGUCUAUGCUAUGUGUGUGGACACACUGUUCCUCUGUUUCUUGGAAGACCUGGAAAGGAAUGAUGGUUCAACUGAGAGACCUUAUUUCAUGUCCAAAAGUCUUCUGAAGGUCCUGAGGAAGAAAAAUGAAUGAAGACUGUUGAGUGCAGCUUGCAAUUUGGGACAUAACCUCUACUCAAACAACAUGGAGCUUCUUUACAUCAUCCUAAUCAUUAUCUGAACGUGGAGCUAGAUGCCUGAAAUCAGUGUAUAUCCAAGCUCUAGGAUAUGACUCUUGCAGAGGUUCUUCUCUGUGAGUUCUUUGUCUGCAGUACAGUGGGUACUGAGCUGUGCCAAAACAUGUUGUUAUCUUCUUGUAUUUUUUACAUGCAUUUGUAAAAAGAUGAUCUAUCUAGGAUUGUGCCAGGCAGACCCACACUUAACAUCUCCUGCUGUAAUUAUUUUACAGAGAAUAAAUUCAGAGGUAUUACUAACGAAUGAGAUUUUGCAUGCCAGAUUGGAAUGGUUUUAAUAAACUCCACAAUUGACUUUUAAAUUUUGACUAUUGUGGCCAGGCUUUAUUGCUAUGCUUAGCAUGUAAGCAUUGUCAAGUACCUGUAAGUCUACAUAUAAUUAUUUUUGUUUCCUGUUCUCUUCCUUGCCUUUCCUAACAUCUACCCAAAUGCUGUUAAUUAUGGGGCAUGUUCUAGGGUGCUGAGCAUCCUCUUACCAAUCUUUAUUAAACUGUAAAAACAUUUCUAAGAUAGGCAUCUGAUGUAUUCUGACUUUACCCCUGAUGUUAGUGUAAGUAAAGCCCUAGUCACUUGAGUGAUAACAGUAAAUUAAAUGUUAAUCUUCCAGAUCAUUGAAACAAAACAGUUAUAUUAUUGCUCAUUUAGAAGCCUUAACCGUUGGUUCAGAAACUUUAAUUCAGAUUCCUUGAUGGUUGCUAGGAAUUUUAAUUAAUGAAAUAAGCCAGAGUUUAGCAUCAUAAUUAUAAUGACUAUAUUAUUGAAAGGACCCAGUUGAUUCAUUUGCUCUCUUAAGGAUAGACUGGUAACUGUGCCUCCAAAUAUUCUAAUGUUGUUUACUCCAAAAUAGCCACAAAAAAAACUCAGUUGUAUGAAAUUGCAAUGGACUGUGCCAGUACCAUUGGCAUACAGACUUUGAUUGUUCAUUAAGGUAACCUACCACCAUUGUGCCAAGAGCAGUUAGCAAAUGUAUAUUAAACAUUAGACUUCGCAACAACAUUGACACCUUGUGAACUAAUUUUUAAAAGUAUUUAGGUGGUGCUGUUCAGGAAACCUUCAAGUUUCCUGGCAUCUUGGGGAUAUUUUCAUCUUCUCCUUUAUUCACAACUGCUACCCUAGAAACAUUUCUCUAAAGAAUAUGUUAACCAUUCUUCUACAUGGGUUCAUUAAUAAAGAGUACAGAUGUAUAUCACAUGAAGUCUAAGCUGGGCAACAAAAUCCUGUUUUUGUAUGUUGAGGUUGAGAUUAAAGGCAUUGAUUUUUUAAAUGAUUAAUACGCUUUGAUGGUCUUGUUAAGUUCCUGGAAGCCUCUCUCAAUUAGAAAAGCUUUGACCUUGUACAGAAGCAGCUUCUAUUUUGUAUUUAAAAUUUCAAAAUGUUAUUUUAAGAAAUGACCUAUAUAAUUUUUUCUGUAUAAAUGAGACUGCAGAGAAUAUAGCUACAUUUAUUUGUCUGUACAUAUAAAAUGUGUGAACUACAGCUAAUCACCAUUUGCAUGUCCACAUUAUCAACUGAAAAAUAAAAUGGUAUUCUUCCUUUUGUAAA